Molecule: messenger RNA, 1764 nt
Organism: Etheostoma cragini (Arkansas darter)
Lineage: Eukaryota; Metazoa; Chordata; Actinopteri; Perciformes; Percidae
Product: interferon-induced protein 44-like
Exons: 7
Coding region: 84-1421 (445 amino acids)
Molecular function (GO): GTP binding
Source: RefSeq, a predicted model, not a curated record
GUCUUUCUUUUUGUAUUUAGACACCAAAGCAUCAAAGAUUCAUUCAGCCUCCUUUACAUACUUCAGCAGACCAUCUGUCCACUAUGAACUCCAUGUUAACCAAUAGUCAGCAGAAAACUAUCUGCUCCCAGCUGGGAAGAGUCAAACUCCAGCUGCUGUACAAGGCCAGCAUCCAUGGUUUCACCGGGGCAGCCUUUCACCAACGAUGUGACAACCGCGGCCCCACGGUGUCUGUGGGCUACAACGCCUCUGGUUAUGUGUUUGGAGGCUACACCAAACAACCUUUCUGUCAGUCUGGACAGACUGUGCAUGAUGACCAGGCCUUUCUUUUCACCUUCAGUGGAGAAAAGCUCCUCAAGUAUCCGGUUACUGGUCCUGCUAACGCAGUGAAAAUGAUAGCUGGGUCUGGUCCAUAUUUCGGAGAAGCAUUUGUUCUUGUCAAUGGAAACCAAGCAGUAGUCUACAGCUGUCCAGGAAAAUAUUACAACUUCGAUGCUGCAGAAAUGCAUGGCAAUGAUUUCAACCUGACUGAGUGUGAAGUCUAUGAAGUCGAAGAAACCACAGAACUUGAGUGUCCAUGGAGAACUAUCACCUGGGAAUCUGAAAAGAAGAUGGAACUGAUGGAGACUGUUAAGUCAUACAAACCCACAGUCAGCUCUGUGUCCCAGGUCCGGGUUCUGCUCAUUGGACCAGUUGGAGCUGGAAAGUCCAGCUUCUUUAAUUCUAUCAACUCUGUCUUCAGAGGCCACGUCACCAGCCAGGCCAUCGCUGGCAGCUCCACCACCAGCCUCACCACAAAGUUUCGCACCUACUCAGUGAAAGCUGGGCGAGAUGGAAAACGUUUGCCAAUCAUCUUGUGUGAUACCAUGGGAUUGGAGGAAAGCACAGGGGCGGGGCUUGAUAUAGAGGACAUCAACAGCAUCCUUAAAGGUCAUCUGCCAGACUGCUAUCAGUUCAACCCCUCUGCCCCUCUGCAAUCGGAAACCAGCGGCUAUCGUAAGUCUCCAGGGCUUAAGGACAAGAUCCACUGCGUGGUCUAUGUCACUGACGCCUGCAAGGUCUCCAUCAUGCCCACGAAGCUGGAGGAGAAGCUGAAUGCUAUCCGCAGAAAGGUCAACUUAAUGGGGAUUCCUCAGCUGGUUCUGGUCACUAAAGUAGAUGAAGCCUGUCCUUUGGUGACAGAGGACGUGAGGAACAUUUACAAGAGUGGCUACAUCAAGGAAAUUAUACAGAAGGUCAGUGCUCGGCUCGGCGUGCCAGUGUCCUGUGUUGUUCCAGUGAAGAACUACAGCGAGGAGUUGGAGUUGGACCUGAACUGUGACAUCCUGCUGCUCAACGCCAUCAUCCAGAUGCUUCGCUUUGCAGAUAAUUACUUUGAUGAGAUCAGUGACCAAUUCAGCAACAUUGAAGUCAAAGAAUAGGAAGUAUUAGUGCAGCAGAUGUUUAUUUCCUGUCCUGACAUGUCUCUCAAAAUGAUCUAUCCAUGCAUCCAUCCAUUUACUGGCAGGUGAUCCAGCCUAAUGCUAGUUCACCGUGCACUUCCUCCUCUGGGUUUUCCCAGCAGUGCUUGGAAUGAUGGGAGAUGUAGUGUCUCUAGUAUUUCCUGACUCUGCGCAGCACCUCCAGUUUGUGGCUUUAGAAACAGAGUGAGCUGAUUAUUAAUUUGAUUGCCUCUUAGCUACAAAAUAUCCAUUUUCUUUCUAAUUUGGUUUUGAAGUUUUUAUAUUAGAAAAUGAUUACAUAAUAAGGCAUGAUUUGAAUUUU